Messenger RNA from Mauremys reevesii (Reeves's turtle), 3164 nucleotides. RefSeq names its product hyaluronan and proteoglycan link protein 2 (gene HAPLN2). The transcript is spliced from 12 exons. Gene Ontology annotation, molecular function: hyaluronic acid binding. Bases 1018 to 2046 code for a protein of 342 amino acids. The record is from RefSeq and is a predicted model, not a curated record. Lineage: Eukaryota; Metazoa; Chordata; Testudines; Geoemydidae. Gene Ontology annotation, biological process: cell adhesion.
GGAGGAAGGAGACUCUGGAGCUGUUGAAGUUCUGUGUUGGAAGACAUUCCUUGAUGGCAAGCCAAGGCACAAAGACCCAAAGAAUCUGUGGUGGAGCAGGAAUUGAACCGCGGUCGCCUGAGCCAAAGGGAAACACUAGACCACCCGUCCAGUCAGACACAUUCGGUGCAUCCCACUGCGCGUGAGCCCUGAGAGACCAUCCAGUCUCACCGGCUCCAGAGGAUCCCUGUGCACCCCCUUCCAGAACCGCUUCUCUACCUGCAAAGUGACCCCUCGGCCCCCGCCAAAGGGCCAACACAGACCUCUCCCCUCACCCAAGUGAGCCCCAGCAGUGUGUCUCCUAUGGCGGAGUUGGGCAUAGAGAAUUCGCUCCAGCGUGGAUAGAAGCAACUUUGAUCCACUGGGCAGACGGAUCCAGGCAAACAUGCCGCGUGGACAUACGCAGAGACUCUCUGUUCUAGCAAGAAAGCAAAGAACAGAGCCGUGUCCUCCAGGACGUGUGAACAGGGUACACAAGCCAGCCUUUCUCCCGUGAUGUAGAUGGCAGCAUUCAAAACAAUCCAGUUUACCGGAUUAGGUAAAGCGUGCGGCUCUCUGUCUCCCCCUCAUGGCCAGAGCGCACGGUGAUUGAUGAGUCAGCUACCGCCGUUGAGCUAAUGAAGCAGGGUCCUUCCACGCAGGCAAUAGCAGCUCCAGGUUGAAGAUCUAGAGGCUCGAGAUUUGAGGCAGGCUGAUGGAGACUACGAAGUGGGACUGAAUCCAUAACAUGAGAAACAGCAAAUGGUGAAAGACUCUGAUGCAACAAAAUUCGGACUUGCACAGCAAAAUUCAAGGCCAGAGACAGACGAUCAUCCCCAGCCUUAGCCGGAGGGAGAGCAGGGGGGGUCGGUGUCGUGACCAAGGCCCCGAUCCAAAGCCUGAGGAAAUGAAUGGGGAGCCUUUCCAUCGACUUCAGCGGCCUCAGGAUCAGGCCCCGGCCAAAAUGAGGCAGGCACGUUCCUGGCCCCACAUCUAAGUAUGCACCAGCUGCUGCUGCUGGCUUCACUCUGCCUCUCUUCUCUGCCAGCUGCUUUAACUAUUUACCAGAAGGCAGCUGGGGGUCCAGCCCCCACCCCGCGCCUGCAGUACCUGCUGGAGCCCCCCCAUGAGGUGGUGCACGCCCAGCGCGGUGCCACGGUCACCCUGCCCUGCGUCCUGCGGGCACGGCCCCCCCACUACAAGGUGAAAUGGAGCAAGGUGGAGCCGGCCGAGCUGCUGGAGAACAUCAUCCUGGUCACCAACGGGGCCCAGCACAAGACCUACGGGCAGCUGGGCGGGCGGGUCCGGCUGAGGCGCGGCCACCGCAACGACGCCUCCCUCACCAUCGCCGGGGUAGCGCUGGAGGACGAGGGGCGCUACCGCUGCCAGCUGGUCAACGGGCUGGAGGACGAGAGCCUGUCGCUGACGCUGACGCUGGACGGUGUCGUCUUCCCCUACCAGACCAGCCAGGGGCGCUACAGAUUCAACUACUUUGAGGCUAAGCGGGCCUGUGAGGAGCAGGACUCUAGGCUGGCCACUUACCAGCAGCUCUACAAAGCAUGGACCGAAGGGCUGGACUGGUGUAACGCAGGCUGGAUUCUCAACGGGACCGUCCACUAUCCUAUUAUUAACCCCCGAGAGCCCUGCGGGGGGCGGCUUCUCCUCCCGGGAAUUCGGACCUAUGGGGCCAAGGACAAGCAGAAGGACCGGUUCGACGCGUUCUGCUUCACCUCUGCUGCGAGGGGCCAGGUCUAUUUCAUCCAGGGCCGCCUGAGCUUCAAAGAGGCAAGGCAGGCUUGCCGCAACCAAGGGGCCACCAUCGCCAAGGUCGGGCAGCUCUACUCCGCCUGGAAGUUCUCCCAGCUGGACCGUUGCGACGGGGGCUGGCUGGCGGACGGCAGCGUCCGCUACCCCAUCACCACCCCUCGCACCCACUGCGGGGGCCUUCCGGACCCCGGCGUCCGGAGCUUCGGCUUCCCCAACAAGGAGCAGAGGACGUAUGGGACCUACUGCUUCUCGGUGAAAUAGGGAUGGCGCGGGGUGAUGACGGGACGCCGGGUAGGGGACGGCAGCUCUGCUCUUCGCUGGUUUCCAGCCGCCCUGCCCCUGUCAAGGGUCAUGAGAUCCGUCUCCCAGGCGUGUUUCUCUUUCCCAGUGGGUCUCAGGCCGGUUUCCAGCAGCACACAACACUCGCUUGGCCCAUCCGUUCAUCGUCAGCCUUAGCAGAGAGACCAAGGACUGGAUGGGCCAUGGAGACCAGAAUCCUGUCUCUCAUGUCCAGAGGUGCCUCCUCCAGGAGCGCUGGCCGGGAGAGGCCAAUAGGCUGCUUGCCCUGUUCUGUGAACAGAGGAAUCUGUUCUCUGGAGCCGUGAAUCUGGCACAAAAUUCAACCCCUGGGCCGAGGGCCUGUGUGCUACUUAAGCACUGAUUUGAGGGCUUACGUGGUGCACAGGCUGGAUUCAGACCCUCUGCCCAGAGGUGACUUCUACCCUUUCGACACAGAGAGCAAGUGAGAAUGGAAGCACCAAAGCCCCCAACCUCAGAACUUCUCGGGGCUUUUGCUCUCCUUGGUUUUGGAUUCCUGCUGUUUGCUAGCUGCCAUCUGGAGCAGGGGGUCGUCAGGAGAAGACAGAAUCCAUGGGACUCAGUAAGAAUCCAGUGUCCUGCUCCCGUGAGGUCGCUGGACCCCUCAGAGGAAUAACCAGUAGCUGUAGAUUUUUUGGUUUCGUUUAAGGCUAACGACGAAAUGGCAUUUUGUAUCCAUUACUCAUCUAUUUCCAACAGGGGAUGGGGUGCCUCUGGAGAUGAAAAGCUUCCUGACUCUCUGUAUGCUUACUCGUGCUUGUGGAAAUUCACAGUGAUAGCAGGGCCACAACUCAGCUCCCUCUGCUCUGCAAAGCACAGGUCCCUUGCCACUUGAUCUAAAGGAGCAUUUCCUUAAUUAGCGGCAAUAUAGGGGCUAUGACGCACAGCCGAGCCGUUCUGAUUCCAUUCCCGCCGAGGGCAGCAGUGCACCCAAGCCCCCAGCCAGCUCACUACACUGUGCUCGUGAAGGUCUGUUUUUUAACCCCAACACCCGCCCGGCUCCCCCCGUGAAGAAGCCGUUCAGUGCCAAUAUGUGACAGGCUGGAAAGUAAUGAGUUUGA